Messenger RNA from Leptopilina heterotoma, 1046 nucleotides. RefSeq names its product TM2 domain-containing protein almondex (gene amx). NCBI's taxonomy places the organism in Eukaryota, Metazoa, Arthropoda, Insecta, Hymenoptera, Figitidae. The coding region runs from base 113 to 826 and encodes 237 amino acids. The transcript is spliced from 6 exons. The record is from RefSeq and is a predicted model, not a curated record.
AUUUUUUUGCUCUCUUGUUGGAAAGAAAACAAAAAACUGACGUGAAGGUUAAUUGUCACAAGUUUUUUAAAUGUAAAAAAACAAUUGUGAAUUAUUUAAAUAAUUUUCUUUUAUGUUCGGUAUGAACGUCGUUAGAAUAAAUUCAAAAAAUGUAAUCUUUCUAAUUCUGGGAAUAUUGUCAACGACAAUCAAACAAGCACACAUGGGCUAUGAAAGUAUAGCGAGUUAUGCUCUAAAAGAUGCGAAUACAAAUUCGACUCCUGCAUUUUCCAAUCGAAAGGAGGAAUCAAUUAAUUUAUGUCCCACUGGAGGACAAUGUUCAGAAUUAGGUGGAGAAUGUUUAAAAUGUAAUUUUAAUGCAAAUUGUGUUUAUGGUGACAUUUACAAAGUCAACUGUACUGUCUUGGACCAGGUUGAUUGUAUUGGAGAGACGACCAUCGAGAAAACAUUUAUGUGUCGAUAUUGUUAUCAAACUGAACACUGGGAACAUAAAUGUCAACAGAAAAAUUCAUGCAGUUCAAUUGCAUCACCACAACAAUAUUAUCGAACGAAUUGUACAGUUAAUAGUGAUGUGAUUUGUUUGGGUAGAAGAACUUUUUUGAAAAAUUUACCGUGCAAUUGGACGGGAGGUUAUCGUUGGUCUACUGCUUUUAUAUUGAGUAUAACUCUUGGAGGAUUUGGAGCUGACAGGUUCUACUUAGGUCAUUGGCAAGAAGGUAUCGGAAAAUUAUUCAGUUUCGGAGGAUUGGGAGUGUGGACUUUAAUUGACGUGAUGUUAAUUUCCAUGAGAUAUUUAGGACCAGCAGAUGGUUCUUUAUAUAUUUAGAAAAAUCAAUAUGCUUUCAUCAGGAAGCAAAAAAAGACUUUAAUAUUAUUAAAACUACUGUUGUUUUACUUUUAAUUGUAAAUCUAAUUUUGUUAUUUUUAUAUAAACUCGGCAUUAUAGUUUAGAAAAUAAUGAAAACUUAUUUUUAUUAAUUAUCACAAUUCUAGAGUCAUUAAAGUGUAUAUCAUAAUAUAUAUUAUUACAUUUUAGCAAUUUUUAA